AUGGAGAAACGACAAUCCGAAUUGACUCCAGAAACGAGAGGGGCGCUGGUGGACUCGUUGGUGAAGCUGGCGGAAAAGAAACAUCUUCGCCCUGAAACUCUGUUUCGCGCCGUCGCGUACAUCGACAGAUACCUGUCUCUGAAUCAUCGUGUUCGUACCACCACACGGCGCCGUCUCCGUUUACUCGCUGCUUCUUCUAUGCUCAUUGCCUUCAAGUACGAAGAAAUUCACCAUCUUAAAGUGGAUGAUGUUGCCAACACCGCGGGUUUUACGUUCACGAGACAGGAGGUGCUCGAUAUGGAAGUUGAGGUGCUUACCAAAUUGAUAUAUACGUUUCUAAGUGAGAUUAAUGAGGUCGUUGCUCAAGAGGAACCCCUUAACUCGCAGCUUCGGUUCAUGGCUUCCUACAUAGCCGAGCUUAGUUUGUUGGAUUGUCGUCUCAGUUUCGGGUUCUCUCCUUCUCUGAUAGCUGCGUCUGCGAUAUUUCUUUCGAGAUUCAUAAUCGAGCCGAAUGCUCACCCCUGGAAUGAUAGCUUACAACGACAAUCUGGAUACAAGCCGGCUGAACUGAAAGAAUGUGUACUUAUCAUGCACGACCUGUAUCCACGACGAAAAAGAAAACGCCAACACUCCAACUCUACAAUUCAUGACAAGUACAGCAAGGAUAAGUUCAAAUGUGUAUUAGCUGCAAUGGAAUCGCCGACCAAGAUACCGCUCCCAUUCUUUGAAAAUGCGAAGUCGGCUGAUCCGAAAAUGAUCCAGUGUGUGGAGUCGUCAUUAUGUUCCUUGACCACCAUUAUCACAAUUUUGAAUGACUUGUUUCCCUGCUUCGGUUAG
Linum trigynum is the source of this 837-nucleotide messenger RNA. Lineage: Eukaryota; Viridiplantae; Streptophyta; Magnoliopsida; Malpighiales; Linaceae. The record is from the annotation of a GenBank genome assembly.